AUGUCGACGGAGUGGGAUCGUCCGGACGAAGACGACAACUUUGACGGUUGGAAUGAGGCGAGUGUGCCUGCUCGCGCGCUCUUUCCUGAAUGGGAUGCACGAUUCGAUAGCGCUGAGAAAGCGCUGGAGCAUGCGAGAGCUCAGGGAUGUGAUUUGCAUGCCCUCGUGUCGCGUCUGCACUUGGAUGCAUUCCAGGUCAUCCGUCUUAUCAACUAUAUCCGGCGUCCAACGACACAGCCACGACCUACGCCUGAGUCUAUCAUGUCUCUGACCGGCCAUGAAGCGUUUCUUACAGACGACAACGAAAUGAAGCCUGUGCCGGGGUACGAAGAAGAUGGAUUGCUACAGUACGACCUUGCCGAGGAGUCGGAGCGCAUGGACACAGCCACAGAGCUCAGGAUUUUGCGUGAGGCCUACGAUGAGCUGCGUCACCGGUAUGCGGAGCGCUUUGGCAUCACAGCGGCCGUGGCUCAGGAUGCAGCUGCCGAGCAAGUGUCUGCGCCAGCGCCACAGCCGAUCGACCGCCACUACUUUGAAAGCUACGCUGGUCACGAUAUCCACCAGACUAUGAUUGGAGACUCUGUGCGCACGCUCUCGUACGCCAAGUUUCUGCUUUCGCCAGCCAAUGCGCAUCUGAUCCGCGGAAAGACUGUCAUGGAUGUCGGCUGUGGAUCGGGCAUUCUGAGUCUGUUUUGUGCGCGAGCCGGGGCGAAGCAAGUGCUGGCCAUCGAUGCAAGCGAUGUGGUGGAGCGUGCGCGCGCGAAUAUCGAGGACAAUGGAUUCGGGCAUGUCGUUCGUGUGUUUCGUGGACGUAUCGAGGCCCUGGACGAGGUGCUAGCGCCAUGGGCCAGCAAGGUCGAUCUGAUUGUGAGUGAGUGGAUGGGCUACUUUUUGCUGUACGAGUCCAUGUUGCCGUCUGUGCUGUACGCACGCGACCGCUACUUGCGUGAAGGAGGCAUUCUUGCGCCGUCGCAUUCACGUAUGGUGCUCGCUGCCGCGACGGAUCGUGGUGUCCUGUGUGAGCGCUCGCGCUUUUGGAGCGAUGUGUACGGUUUUCGCAUGCCGAGUAUGACUCAAGGCCUGUCAUCCGAGGCUGCAACAGAGGACGUGGAAGCUGACGCGAUUGUAAGUGACGUCGCGACCAUCUGUGACCUACCGCUCGAGCAGAUUCCUGUUGCGCAGCCAUCGUUCACCGCGCCGUUUUCCUUGCAUGUCAAGGAGGCAUGCAAGGUGCAUGGCUUUGUGUCGUGGUUUGAUACAUGGUUUGCACCGACACCACACGUGGCAUUCGACGAUCUGCCUCCCGUGACGGUGUCACCCGUCCAGCCUAGUGACGUCCAUGGCCUCGAUUUGCAUGGCAAUGAAGUGGUAGAAGCGUCCGAGGCGACGCACGGCGAGACGGUCUCAUUUACCACGUCGCCCUUUGGCAAGCCCACGCACUGGAAGCAGACCAUCUUUUUGCUCAAGACACCCAUCGAGGUCCAGGCCGGCACAUGCAUCGAGGGCGAGAUUCGUGUAUAUGCCUCGUCUGCGAACGAGCGUGAACUCGAUGUCGAUCUCCAUUACUCGGCAGACGAGCGGCCGUCGACGGGCGAGAAGCGUGUGGCGACGCGCACGACGCAGGUGUACUCGGUGCGCUAG
Molecule: messenger RNA, 1641 nt
Organism: Malassezia restricta
Lineage: Eukaryota; Fungi; Basidiomycota; Malasseziomycetes; Malasseziales; Malasseziaceae
Product: type I protein arginine methyltransferase
Exons: 1
Coding region: 1-1641 (546 amino acids)
Biological process (GO): peptidyl-arginine methylation
Cellular component (GO): nucleus
Molecular function (GO): protein-arginine N-methyltransferase activity
Source: RefSeq, a predicted model, not a curated record